GUUGAGGUCACGUGAUGAAUGCGGAAGUACCAGCUGAGCCUGAUUCGCGCUGGAGAAACAUCAACAAACACGACUGAACUGCGAUUCCAGAAGCCCCCAGGGAAAGUCGUGGAUGCGGAUAUGGAGCAUCGGUUAGGCCGGGCGCCGGUGUUGUCUCCGCUGGAGGAGUCGAGCGAGGAGGUGAGCCGAGACAGCGGGAUCGUGUCCCAAAGCACCAGCACUGUGUCCAUGCUGAGCGAGGGCCUGAGCAACGGGAACGUCUCCCAGAGCCCCAGCUUCGGACUGAACGCCUCCCGGAGCCCCAGUUUCGCCGGUAAUGUGUCUGAAAGUCCCAGUUUCGGCGGUGACGUGCCUCAGAGUCCCGGUCCGGACGGUGCAGCCGCCCAGAGUCCCGUCCAUGAGCAGGAGGAUGAGAUCCUGAGACAGACUGCGCUCAGUUACUCCUCCUAUAUCCGAGCAGACGCAGGCGAGGAGAUCUUAUGUUUGGAGAAGAGUCUGGAAGAAAUGCUCACCCGAGUGGACGAGUUUGUGGGGAUGUUGGACAUGAUUCGCAAUGACACCUCUCAGAUCGUGAACAUCAGCCUGCCUCAGAUUUACAAAAAAUCCGAGGACAUGAGACACAUUUACAGGAAAAUCGAUAAGCUGGAGGCUUUUGUGAAGAUGGUCGCAGCAAACGUGAGUCUCAUGGAGGAGCAAGUCAUCGAGGCCGAAAGUGAAGCCCGGACUCUACCUGGUGCUUUCAAAAAGAUUUUCCGAACAAUGAACGUCUCGGGAUUUUUAAAUAAACCAUCCAGCCCCAAACGAGCAGCAGCCCAGCAGCACCAGGAGAUUCCUACCGUCUUCAGGACCGAGGAUUUCUUCCCCACUCAGCCAGAACCGUGAUCACGGAAAACACUGUAGCGUCAAUCUCGCCAAAGGUCCAAGCUGCGCGUCGCAGCGAGACGGCCACUUCGACAGCAAUAUCAAAGCGGGACUUGAGAACGCCGAUCACAGCCGAGCACUCUUUUAGCACACCGUUAGAUGGCAGCUAGUUUUAUAACAAAGUUUUUGUUUUUAAAGGACUUUUGUUUAAAGUGCCUCUCUUGGAAACGUCGCUGUUUUCACUCACACAUGCGAGCAAACAGGCAUGUGUCGAUAUCAAAUAUUCACAUCGCGCUAAUUUCAUAAACAGCUUAGCUUUCUGUAACGGGAUCUCGGAAGGUAGUUCCGGCUGCAAGACAAAUUCCAGGUUUGUAUUAACACGCCCACUCUAAUCUACCGCGCUUAUUAUCGUUUCUAUAGUAACGACUGACUGACUUCCACAGAGGUUUAUGCAACUGUACAACGUCAAACUUCGCAUUAAACCUGAAGCACAUGGAGUUGUCUCGAGCUUGAAUUUUGGCUCAACUCCAUGCAGGUAGGAGGAGCUAGAUCAGGGCUGACUCCACCCCACCACCCGGACAUUUUGUUCCGCACUGAGGGUUACUUUGCAGAGUUUUCUCCAUAGCAACAAAUCAAACACUAUGUCUAAACUGUAGACGCGAGUACCUCUAUAAAUUUUACACAACGGAUUAAAAAUGAAAUCCAGUACAAACCUGGCAAACGUUUAAUUUUUUCUUAAAUCAUAAAAUUAACUGGUAUUGAAUUCUUUAGUAACAGCGACAGGGAUUUGAACGUGAAAGUCAGGUCUCGGGAGUUUAAAGGAUUCAGUCAUGUCACCUCGAACGAAGAUGUUUUGUUCCUACCGUGUUUAUAUUUUAUGCUUUAAGUUAAAUAUUGUACACCUGAUUAUCGACACAUGCCUAAUAGCAAACGCUAGAAAGACUUUGAGGUUUUUAAUUAAAAUUGUGUAAAUUUUUUAUAGUGAUGUUUUGAUCUUGGUCUUUUUUUUUUUUUUUUGCCAGUUUUUUUUUUUUUUUUUUUUUUGCAUUAACAUGACUAACACCAUAGCUUGAACAAACUUUAUUUCAUUUCAAGUGUGCAUUUAUUUACACAACACCACCACCACCAUCACGGCUGCUUGUGCUUCUUGUUCAUACGGUAAAUUACCACUUUAUCCUCUUCAGGCCACAGGAAAGGAAAUCUGUGGUUAUUUCUGUUUUGAGUAAAUCUUUUUUUUUUAUGCUUAUCCUUAUGAUGAUCAGUGAGCUUGACUGUUAAUUUCGCUAAUUUAAUGACUCGAUUUGUAAGGAAUGUACAUUUAUUUAUAAUAAAAAGUAAACAAUAUUGUCAGAAGAACAGA
This is a messenger RNA of Neoarius graeffei (lesser salmon catfish), 2221 nucleotides long. It is a transcript of the gene bloc1s4, whose product is annotated as biogenesis of lysosomal organelles complex-1, subunit 4, cappuccino. Lineage: Eukaryota; Metazoa; Chordata; Actinopteri; Siluriformes; Ariidae. The record is from RefSeq and is a predicted model, not a curated record. Gene Ontology annotation, cellular component: BLOC-1 complex. Bases 19 to 882 code for a protein of 287 amino acids. The transcript has 5 exons.